AUGGACAGAAGCGGGGGGGCAACCAUAGAUAAGGACACCACUAGUGCUUGGGCUGGAUAUGUCAAAUCAAAUCCAAAUGCCAGACAAUUCAAGAACAAAGGAUUCGAACAUUUCGAGAUCUUUGACUUGCUGACAGCCGGCAUAAAAGACAAAGGAAUUCACAUCCGUUGCCGUCAGAAAAAAAAUCGCACCGGCUCUACCGCAUCUACUACCAGCAUGCCCCCACCUUCCAUGAUACCUUCCACUAGCACUCAUCCUCCUGCAGAACUCCACCUCUGUGAGCUAUCUAUAGCCACCGAUGAGAUUUCUGCAGACAUGGGCUGUCUUCCUGCAUCAUCUACUUCCACAUAUCCUCCCACCAUGUCAUCAUGCAUUCCUUCGACAAGCCCACCCUCAGCGUUGACAACGCUCUCGCCCAUUGACAAGUCCACACUCAGCAUUAACAAGUGCAAGGCCAGUGCACUGGGUUCUGAUGGCAAUGCUCCAUUGGGAAAGCGCUCUCGCCCACCAUCUGCAACUGCCAGAGCUCAGCUGGAGGGUAGUGCAGCAAUGACAUCGCUUGUUACUGCAAUGGAGGCUGUGAGCAAGCAUCUUAGUGUACCCCCAGUUCUUGCGGCCCCUGUUGCACCUGCUUCUGACUUUGUAUGUGCCAUUGAAGUCAUCAGUGAUGCCACAUACAUGUCUGAUGAUGACAAGUUGGACAUGACACAGUUGUUUGUGAGGGACAAAGAUCAGGCCACGGUGUUUUUAUACUUGAAGGGCGACAAUCUGAGGGCCAAUUGGGUGAAGAGGAGGCUCGGUGAAACUCGUGCCAUGCACAUCGAUACUGUUGAUUAA
Suillus subalutaceus is the source of this 837-nucleotide messenger RNA. RefSeq lists its product as uncharacterized. The transcript has 3 exons. NCBI's taxonomy places the organism in Eukaryota, Fungi, Basidiomycota, Agaricomycetes, Boletales, Suillaceae. Bases 1 to 837 code for a protein of 278 amino acids. The record is from RefSeq and is a predicted model, not a curated record.